CAAGUCCAAUAUGUUUGAUUACAGGCUUUCCCUGUUCACGUCUGGCGAGUAAAAACCCUAUCUCCGACUUUUACCUGUAUUCGAUCUCUUCGAUCGAUUUCACGAUCAUCGGAGGAAAACGAAGCAACUACUCAAGAUGACGAUCUACAUGAAUAGAUUGUUUCGCAAAUCGAAUUCAAGUUUUCUUCUAUCCAGUGGUAAGGCCCUAAAAUCUGAAGUUUCACGAUUCAAGGACGACAUGUUCCUGGUAGAUGCAGGAAUUGGAACCCCGAAAAUGACCAUGCGAGACGAGCUUAGAGGAGUUCCGGGGAGUCAUUCCGCAGCCAGGUUCGAGAAUAAGGUUGGAUUCAUGGAGGCAACGGCCGGCGAAUCUCUAAUCAAAACACAGAUCUUGGAGAGAUUCUUCAUGGAUCUCGUCGCCGGUGAACCGGUGAUGAAAGAGCGAGCUACGGCUAGGUUUAAUGAGAUGGCUGGCUCUACUGAUGCAGUAGCUGGUGAACCGGCGAUUCUUCUUCCACGAAGAUUCACGCAGAAUCAGGCUUGGAUGGAACUGCAAAAGAUCUGGCAAUCGAAUAAAAAGGUCAGAGGAUUUAUCAUGGAGAAAGUUAAAGGUGGUUAUUCGGUUGCAAUCGCAGGUUACAUCGCUUUUCUUCCAUAUCGUAGUCCGUUGAUAGACAGACGAAAAUUAUCGAAUGAUAGAUUCACCAUUGAGACAAUCAACUCGAAAAGGAAGAAAAUUACAGUGUUUUAAUGGCAGUAGUUCCUCUUUUACAAUAAAUCAUCUUAGUUUAUGGAUGUUGUUUUUUGGGCUAUUGUUCAUCGACUCUGUGGUCCGUUUUACAAAUUUGUUGUUAAUUAACUUAGUGUUUAAUCACUAUAGCAAAAUUUUCUUCAAAAUUUCAUGUGUAGGCCUUUGGUGGAAAUGCUAUUCUGUUAAUUGUGGAAUUCUGAUAUGAAUUUUCUAUUUAGAUAUAUGAAAGGGCUCUUGAGCUUGAAAAAGAUUUGAACU
Molecule: messenger RNA, 1009 nt
Organism: Lactuca sativa (garden lettuce)
Lineage: Eukaryota; Viridiplantae; Streptophyta; Magnoliopsida; Asterales; Asteraceae
Product: small ribosomal subunit protein bS1m
Source: RefSeq, a predicted model, not a curated record